Aspergillus chevalieri is the source of this 1257-nucleotide messenger RNA. RefSeq lists its product as uncharacterized. Gene Ontology annotation, molecular function: alpha-1,6-mannosyltransferase activity. Gene Ontology annotation, biological process: protein N-linked glycosylation. The record is from RefSeq and is a predicted model, not a curated record. Lineage: Eukaryota; Fungi; Ascomycota; Eurotiomycetes; Eurotiales; Aspergillaceae. The transcript is spliced from 2 exons. Bases 1 to 1257 code for a protein of 418 amino acids. Gene Ontology annotation, cellular component: mannan polymerase complex.
AUGUGGGCGGACAAACGACAUCAGUCCCGCCUCUACGCAUACAGACCCCGUUUUCGAAGACGGUUCCUCGUGCUAGCCUUUAUAGCCAUUUGCUAUAUUUUCUUCAUAUAUUUUCCGGAACCUGAGUUACCGACAAAGAGAACACAGGAUUUCACCAGUCCGAGCAAACUCGCGCCCGAGUACGAGGAGGAAUUUCCCAAGUUUGUGCAUACUUCGCCGUUCCGGAAGGAUCCGGAUCUCGAAUAUGAAGCUAGAAUAGAUGCUAUGCUGCAGGAGGUUGAGCACACCGCGCUCGCAGAGAAUGGGGGAGACUAUAGUACCAGAGAUCGCAUCUGGCAGAUCAUGCCGGAGGUGAAGGAUCGAGGGUCAGAUUCGAAGAUGUUGCAGGACAAAAACGACGGUUGGGAAUAUACGCCCGCAACAGAUGAAUGGGCUGCCGCCUUCGUUGCCAAUACACUAUCGAAAGCGCCGGAAAUCGCAACCAUAUACCAAGCAUAUCCAUACAAUGUCCUUCGCGCAGAUCUUCUUCGCUACCUAGUGCUAUGGUACUACGGCGGCUUCUACGCAGACAUGGACGCCUUUCCUGCACGAGCCAUCAAGCACUGCCCACCGCUUGGUCCCCUCUUUACCGCAGAAACCAACAACCGCCCUAACGUCUCGUUCAUCGUAGGCGUUGAAAUCGACGAGCCUUACGUUGCGCCAAAAUUUAUGCGCAAAUGGCACUGGAGCAGACCAUACGAAUUUAUUCAGUACACCAUGUAUGCACCGCGCCGCUUCAGCCCGAUCCUUCGAAAGACUAUCGUCCGCGUUCUCGCGCAUAGUAGACAGCACAUGGACCGGUGGACCAUCAUCCCACCACGAUACGACGAACCCACAGUCCUGGAAAUCAGUGGCCCCGGCGUCGUUACAGACGCCAUCAUCGACAGUCUCUCAGAGACACUACCCCCGACACAUCUGCUGGUCAACCUAUCCGUUGAAGCGGACGAGGGGGUUGGCGAUUUGCUCUCGUCCUCAGGCGCGACGCAGAGACGGGUAACAUGGGUGCCGUUCCAUAACAUAAAGGAGCCUGUAUAUAUUGAUGCAUCAGAGGCUGCGGAAGGAAAGUCCAUGGGUGGACUAGGUGUGCUGCCCGUUAGUGCCUGGGGGAAUGGGCAGAGGCAUAGUAAUGCGGAGGGAUUCCGAGGGCCGAACGUCUGUAUAAAUCAUCGGUUUGGGGGGUCUUGGAAGAUUAAUUGGUGGCAUCGCAUGUUUGGUUAG